AUGGCGGGGAGGAAUACAGCAUGGGCGAGUCUGGUGGGGGAAAGAACGGUGGGGGGGGAGGCGGUGCUGGGGGAGGCGAGGGUUGGGGGGGAGGCACUGGGGGUGCGUGGGGUUGGGGGACAGGUGGAGCUGGGGACGGUGUUGUCUGAUGCAGGGGUUGCUGUUGAUGCUGUCAGCGGCGGGUUCAAUGACGUGGUGGUGUGGAAUGCGCUGGCGGAUGCGUGGAGCCGAAGCGGGGAUGCAGUGCGGUCUGAAGCGGUGCUGUCACGCAUGCUGCACGCCCGCUGCCGGCCCAACCUCCGGAGCUACAACAUUGUUCUCAACGCCUAUGCCAAGAGCAUCACACCUGUGACUGGCCAUGGUGAUGAGUACGGCAAUGCUGGGAGGGACAAGGAUCAUACAGACGAGCAAGUUGCGCCCCCAUGCCCAUCCAUGCCGCCUCGCCUCAGCCCUUCUGAAACCAUCCAUCGCAUGCGCCAGCUCAUCGCCUCCAUGUCCAGACAAGAGUUUCCGCCCACGUCCAGUAAUGCUGUUCGGCGCACAUCUGGACAGGAAACCGCCGCCCGUCCGUCAAAGAGCAGGAGCAGCUCUGAUGCCAAAGAGCGCACAUCUGUAACUCUUUGUACUGUCACUUCUGGUGAUGUCACUCCCGAGAAUGUCACUUCUGAUACUGUUACGCCUGAUAUAGUCACGUUCAACACGUUGCUGGAUGCAUGUGCCCGGUCUGCGGACGCUGAUGCUGCAGUGGACACGUGGCACCAGAUGAUUGGUGCUGGCAUCACUCCCACAGAGGCCUCCAUUUCCUCCCUCACAGCUGCUUUCCGCCUGGCCCCUUCCCUGCCUCUCGACCCGCUCUCAUCCCUGGCGCCCACUUCCCUCCCUCCACGUCAGCCAGCCAAUCAGACACCGACAGCCAACAGCCAGAUACAAGACCCAGACCCUCACCCGUCCCUUCCCUCUAUUACCCUCCCGGGCUCAACACCCCUCUCCCACUCUCUUCCACCCUCACCCGUUCUGAGUCGACCGAAAAAUAAGGAUUCUCGCCCGCCCCUCUUCUCUUCAACCAUCCCUCCUUGCUCACCCUUACUCCCUCUCUCACCUCCUACUGCGCCUAUAAGCUCUUCCUGUCUUCCCCCGGCCAGCUCUGCUGCUACAGAACCCAGCCUGUUUUCUAGGCUCGGCCCGUGGCUGGAGCAGUGGUUUGGGGAGCCAGCAGCCACAGCACCAGCACAGGCACCUUUGGGGACUAAGGGGAAGGGGGGUUGUGGGGGUGAGGUGUCAAGAUAUGAGGGAGGCGAGAUGGGGGGUGAGUUGGGGAGGACAGGAGGAGGAGGUGGUGAUGGUGGAGGGGGGAGGGGCGAGAUGGGAGUGAGACGGAGAGUGUGGGAGGGCACGAGCAUGGGGGAGAGGGCACGGGAGAGGAGCGAGGGUUUGGGGGAGAGGGCAUGGGAGGGGGGCGAGGGCAUGGGGGUGAUUACACUAGAUCUGCACGGCUUGUCCGCCAUGCAGAGUAGACUCCGCCUCAUGGAUGCCCUCCUCCCUCCCUCACUCCCUCCCUCACUCCCUCCCUCACUCCCUCCCUCACUCCCUCCCUCACUCCCUCCCUCACUCCCUCCCUCACUCCCCCACUCGCACCUGCACUCACACCCUCAUUCGCCUUCUCCUUCACUCACUCGUUGGUCUCCCUCGGUGUCUGCACCAGGUGGAGAGAGUGUAGGGAUACGCCUCUCCUCUCUAGCUCGUUUCACAGUAAUGGAACCACCUCAGAAGCAGCCUGCCCCAGGUGCACCUCAGAAGCAGCCUGCCCCAGGUGCACCUCAGAAGCAGCCAGUUGUGCAUCGAUCCACCCUGCCAGCUGCAGUGGCGGCAGCAUCAGCAGCAGCAGUGGCUCGGGGUGGUGGUGACACUCCAACAGUGCAUGGCAAGGGGCUGGUCAUUAUCACAGGAGCUGGCAGAGGGCGCUCUUUUGUGAGAGAGGCUGUUAUCCAGCAGUUAUCAGGCCUCAGGUUGCCGUUUGAGGCCCAUCGCAGCACAAUCACUCUGCUUCCAGAGACCCUCUCAGCCUUCCGAGCAAAGAAUCAGGAGAGGCAGCACGUGAACGCCUGGAUGUGCCUAGCAAUAGGUAGGUAUGGCUCUGUGGUGGCCGGCAUUGGAGCCUUGUUUACCGUUCCGUUGCUGAUUCAGCACUACUCUCGUGCCAGUAGGUGA
Molecule: messenger RNA, 2208 nt
Organism: Closterium sp. Yama58-4
Lineage: Eukaryota; Viridiplantae; Streptophyta; Zygnematophyceae; Desmidiales; Closteriaceae
Source: the annotation of a GenBank genome assembly